UACCACGACCACGAUUGUGUCGUAAAUUUAUAUGACAAAUACAUAUGUGACUGUUUCGUCUUCGUCUAUAAAAUAUAAACAAAGUGUUAUGUGAUUAAUCCAGAGAUUAAUCUGCGUAUGGUAUGGUAAUAGAAAUAUAUAUGUGGUAAAUAAAAGUAGAUGAUACUGUGUGAUACUGUCAUACGGUUUAUAUAAGCGAAAGCAUCAAACCUCUCGACCUGGAUUUAGAGCAAUCUAAAGAUACUUAUGUCAGAGGGAAACAAACAAGAUUUUUUCGAUACGUAAACGUCUAAAUCUGACAGUUGAAUAGAACAAUUUUAAUUCGCAUUCCCCAAAAAUUCAUAAAGAAACAUUAAAUUUAAAUGACAAAUAACAAUAAGCAAUGAACGACGAAGAUGAAAUAAUGUACGACGAUUCCGGUAAUGAAACUAGCGGAGACGAUGUCGACUUUGAUAUAGAAGUGGACAACACUUCUAGUAAAGAGUUUCCUAGUUAUGAGGAUGAGUAUCAGUAUGAGGUUCUUUCUACUGAUGACAUUGUUAUACACAUGGUAGAAUGUAUUAAAGAUGUUAAUACAGUCGUUCAAAUAUCGUCUACCACCACUCGAAUACUGCUGAACUUUUUCAACUGGGACAAGGAAAAGCUGAUGGAGAAAUUCUUUGAUGGAAAUCAAGAAGAGCUCUUUAAAGAAGCCAGAGUCGUUAACCCUUUUAAGAAAGUCAGUGUUGUGAAGCCAAAGAUAGUUAACAAGCUUUUAGGUACAGAGGAAUGCGAGAUAUGCUAUGUGGUCUAUCCUCCAGUGCAAAUGACAGGUCUGGAAUGCGGGCAUAGAUUCUGUACACAGUGCUGGAAUGAAUAUUUGACCACGAAAGUUAUGGAAGAAGGAGUGGGUCAAAGCAUAGCUUGCCCAGCACACAAUUGUCCUAUAUUAGUUGACGAUCAGACAGCAAUGAACUUUAUUAAAGACCCGAGAGUUAAAUUAAAAUAUCAGCAUUUAAUCACAAACAGUUUUGUGAAGUGCAAUAGAUUGCUGAGAUGGUGUCCAAGUCCUGACUGCAACUAUGCUAUAAAAGUAAAUUAUGUAGACACCAAACCAGUAACUUGCCAAUGUGGCCACAAAUUUUGUUUUAACUGUGGAGAAAAUUGGCAUGAUCCAGUUAAGUGCACCCUGUUGAAGAAAUGGCAAAAGAAAUGCGAUGAUGACUCGGAAACCUCCAACUGGAUAGCGGCUAAUACAAAAGAAUGCCCGAAAUGUAAUGCAACAAUUGAGAAAGAUGGUGGAUGUAACCAUAUGGUUUGUAAGAACCAGAAUUGUAAAGCAGACUUUUGUUGGGUCUGUUUAGGGCCUUGGGAACCACAUGGAAGCUCUUGGUACAAUUGUAAUCGUUAUGACGAAGAUGAAGCAAAAGCGGCAAGGGAUGCACAAGAGCAAUCCAGGGCAGCACUACAAAGAUACUUAUUUUAUUGUAACCGCUAUAUGAACCAUAUGCAAUCCCUCAAAUUUGAACACAAACUCUAUGCAGCCAUUAAAGACAAAAUGGAAGAAAUGCAACAGCACAACAUGAGCUGGAUCGAAGUACAAUUCCUUAAAAAAGCAGUUGAUAUUUUGUGCCAAUGUCGCCAAACAUUGAUGUAUACGUACGUCUUUGCCUAUUAUUUGAAAAAGACAAAUCAGUCUGUGAUAUUUGAAGAAAACCAAAAAGAUUUGGAAAGAGCUACAGAAUUAUUGAGCGAGUACCUUGAACGUGAUAUCACACAAGAAAAUUUGGUAGAUAUUAAACAAAAGGUACAAGAUAAAUAUCGCUAUUGCGAUGGACGCCAAAAAGCGUUGUUAAGACACGUCCACGAAGGAUAUGAAAAGGAUUGGUGGGUUUACAGCGAAUAAUUUUAGAAAAUGUUCCAAUUUUCUUUUUUCUUUUAAUUUAAUUGAAUUAAUAUCUACCAAAUUGUAAUUUUAUUUCUUUUUCUUGAAAAUAAAUAUAUUUCCUAU
This is a messenger RNA of Sitophilus oryzae (rice weevil), 1990 nucleotides long. Its product is annotated as E3 ubiquitin-protein ligase arih1l-like. The record is from RefSeq and is a predicted model, not a curated record. NCBI's taxonomy places the organism in Eukaryota, Metazoa, Arthropoda, Insecta, Coleoptera, Curculionidae. Gene Ontology annotation, molecular function: ubiquitin protein ligase activity; ubiquitin conjugating enzyme binding; zinc ion binding. Gene Ontology annotation, cellular component: ubiquitin ligase complex; nucleus; cytoplasm. The transcript has 3 exons. Gene Ontology annotation, biological process: positive regulation of proteasomal ubiquitin-dependent protein catabolic process; protein polyubiquitination; ubiquitin-dependent protein catabolic process. The coding region runs from base 383 to 1885 and encodes 500 amino acids.